Molecule: messenger RNA, 307 nt
Organism: Manis javanica (Malayan pangolin)
Lineage: Eukaryota; Metazoa; Chordata; Mammalia; Pholidota; Manidae
Source: RefSeq, a predicted model, not a curated record
UACUUCAUCUUUGAAUAUUACAGAAGAAAAUUCCACAAGACAGAGUGAGGAUUUGGGAAGCCAGUUUACAGAAAUUUUCAUUAAACAGCAAGAAAACAUCACUCUCCUUUUAUCUUUAUUGGAGGAAUUUGAUUUCCACGUCCGCUGGCCUGGUGUGAAGCUUCUUACUUCCCUUUUAAAGCAGCUAGGGCCUCAGGUGCAGCAAAUUAUUUUAGUCAGUCCCAUGGGUGUUUCCAGACUGAUGGAUCUAUUAGCAGAUUCCAGGGAGGUUAUCCGUAAUGAUGUAAGUUAAAUUUGAAAAAGAAGU